ACUGUAUAAUCGAUUAUCGCGAUCCAUUACUAUUGUAUACUCGAGAACCCCAAUAUCUCUCCUGGCGCUAUCGCGAUCCAUCGUCCGUCUCUACCGUCCUGAGCUUCCAUAGCUCGUAUACGCGAUCAUGGCGGCUGAUGAAGCGCCAAACCUGAACCUCUCCCCUGAGGAGAAGCGCACCUAUGGACAGCUCUUCCGACAGGCCGAUUCAGACAGUGUUGGUGUCGUUGUCGGUGAAAUUGCUGUUAGGUUCUUCCACAAGACAGGUUUAGACUCCCGUAUCCUUGGUGAGAUCUGGCAGAUCGCCGAUAAGGAGAACCGAGGUUUCCUAACACCAGCUGGCUUUGGUAUCGCUUUACGACUCAUUGGACACGCACAAGCCGGCCGCGAACCCACACCCGAGAUCGCCCUCCAACAAGCUCCCCUCCCUCGAUUCGAUGGCAUCGUUCCUCAAGUUACGGGUGCUGGUGGCAUCCCACCACCUCCGCCUGUUCCCGUCAGCUCGCCGCCUCCCCCAGCCGCUCUCCAAGCCCAGAGCACUGGCGGACCGAUCCGUAUCCCACCCCUGACUCCUGAGAAGGUCGCACAAUAUACUGGUUUAUUCGAACGUCAACCUCUCCAAGGCGGUCAACUUCCCGGCGAUCAGGCCAAGUCUAUCUUCGAGAAGUCCGGCCUACCCAAUGAAGCACUUGGAAGAAUAUGGCAGCUUGCCGACACUGAGCAGCGUGGUGCUCUUGUUCUGACCGAGUUCAUUAUCGCCAUGCACCUUCUCACCUCCAUGAAGACCGGAGCUCUACGAUCUCUCCCUAGCGUCCUCCCCGCUGGUCUUUACGAGGCUGCCUCGCGCCGUGGUCCUGCCUCGCGUCAAUCUUCGACUGGUCCUGGCAUCUCAGCCAUUCCUCGACAAGUUAGCGGAACAGCCCAGGUUCGCACAAACAGCCCUCUCGGUCGUCCUCCUAUGUCUCCUCAACAGAGUGGUGCUAACGACUGGGCCGUGACACCUGCCGACAAGGCUCGAUUCGAUCAGAUUUACGCCGACCUUGAUAAGGGCAACAAGGGUUAUAUCACAGGAGAGGAAGCGGUCACUUUCUUCAGCCAGUCUAACCUUCCUGAAGACUCCUUAGCCCAAAUCUGGGAUCUUGCCGACACAAAGUCUCAGGGUCAGCUUUCGCGAGACGAGUUUGCGGUUGCUAUGUAUUUGAUAAGACAGCAGAGAAGUGGUCGUUCUGUCCCUCUACCUACCACUCUACCACCCAAUCUGGUUCCUCCCAGCAUGCGCACUCAGGCUCGACCACAGACUGCUACAUCCGCUUUUGAUCCGCCUCCCCCACUUGUAGUUCAAGCUCCUCCCCCCGCUCCUAAGUCCGCUCUGGAUGACUUGUUCGGCCUCGAAUCAGGCACUUCCAGCCCAGCCCCCCCUCCCCCUGCUCAGGCUCCAAUGUCAACAGGGGGCUCCAAUGCCAACGAUCCUUUCGCCGGCGGCUCUGCACUCACGCCUACUUCUCCCGUUAAGCCAUCCCUUACAGGAACCGGUGGUUCAAGCUUUAAGCCAUUUGUACCAUCAUCCUCAUUUGGUAGAGGCUUGACACAACAACCUACUGGUGGUUCAGCUGGUUCUGGCCAGAAGCUUCCGGCACCUUCUGCAUCCGAGGACUUGUUGUCAGAUAACGAUGAGGCUAGCAAGAACAUCUCAGGGGAAACCACUGAGCUUGCAAACCUUUCUAACCAGAUCUCAUCUCUGUCCAAGCAAACCCAAGAUGUCCAGGCUAAGAGGACUACCACUCAAAAUGAACUGAAUCAGGCCACGUCUCAGAAGCAGAACUUCGAGCAGCGGCUGGCUCAACUGCGCACCCUUUAUGAGAAGGAGGCGCAAGAUACUCGUGCCCUUGAGGAGCAGCUCAGCAAUGCACGGAAGGAGACUGCCAAGCUUCAGUCUGAAUGCAUGGCGCUUGAGGGGACUUACCAUGAUACUCAGACGCAGCACCAGCAAGUACUGGCAGCUCUUCAGGCGGACCAACAAGAGAAUGCCAACCUCCGAGAACGGAUUCGUGUAGUCAAUGGAGAGAUCGCGCAGCUCAAGCCUCAAAUUGAAAAGCUCAAGUCUGAUGCUCGCCAACAGAAGGGACUGGUCGCCAUCAACAAGAAGCAGCUAUCUACUACAGAAGGCGAGCGUGAUAAGCUGAAGGGAGAGGCGGAGGAGCUCACCAAGAGCAUUGAGGAUCUUCGCGCUAACAACCCCUUCUUCCGCCGCACUGCAAGCACUGAUAUUAUGGGUGCAUUUGCUUCUCCUCCUCCCACUAAGAAUGUCUCUGAUAAGUCUUUCGAUGACCUCUUUGGUCCCUCAUUCCCACCCAGCGUUUCGGCCACUCCUCCACCACCUCCACAGACCUCGUUCAAGCCCCAGCAUACCGGUGCCUCCACUGCUAGUGCUGGUUCAUACAGCACCCCCCCUGCCGCGAGCUCUCCUAUUAUGAGCCGUCAAGCAACUCUUGCUGCUGACCCCCCUGCUCCCCCGGAGUCAAGGCAGAUCAGUUCCAGUUUCUUGCCUUUCCCUGACCAGACUGAGUCUCUCUCAUCCUCUCGCCAAGUAUCACCCCCUGCUUCGCGUGCUGAUGACCCUCUCCACGGUUCAGCUACCCCUGUUCCCGGUGACCUGAAAGCUUCUGACAGCCCUGCUGGCGUUCCUGGUGCUUUCCCUGGCGACGAGCUUGACAAGUCUGAAGUCAAGGAUGCAACCUCUGCCCCUAAUGAUACCAGCCGUGAUGCUGCUAAGGACGAAGCACCAAAAUCAACCGACUCUGCAGAUCCAUUUGGCGGUAAUGAUGAGGCCAAGGCUAAGGCCGACUUCGAGAACGCAUUUGCAGCCUUCACCACUGCUAAGAACCAUAGCAAGCCGUCCCCUGAAGCGAACAAGUCAUCUGCAUUUGAUUCGGAGUUCCCUCCUAUUUCAGAACUUGAGCGUGAUGAGGAGGAGGAGUCUGACUCAAGUAGUGACAACGGAGGCUUUGAUGAUAACUUCACCCCUGCCUCACCACCCACCAAGACAUUUGGUGAGAAGCCAAACGCGGGAGAGUCGCCUGAAGCUACUCACGCAGCCCCCGUCAGCACUUCACCACAGCCAGCCCAGGGGGCCACUUCUCCCCAAGAACCCAAGGCUCCUAGGUAAGUGAUCGAUCCCAUUUCGCUUCUGAAAGCAAGAUUUAACAUAAACCAGCACCGAGCAGCCUUCGUCUCCCGCAACCGUGACUGAAGCCACUGCUCAAAAAUCAUCUGUCGAUG
Messenger RNA from Fusarium redolens, 3279 nucleotides. RefSeq lists its product as uncharacterized. The coding region runs from base 128 to 3166 and encodes 1012 amino acids. Gene Ontology annotation, biological process: endosomal transport; endocytosis. Gene Ontology annotation, molecular function: protein binding; calcium ion binding. The record is from RefSeq and is a predicted model, not a curated record. Gene Ontology annotation, cellular component: cytoplasm; plasma membrane. NCBI's taxonomy places the organism in Eukaryota, Fungi, Ascomycota, Sordariomycetes, Hypocreales, Nectriaceae. The transcript is spliced from 4 exons.